AUGGUAGUCGAUAAUGCAACGAGUAAUGAUGUCAUGGUGAGACUCUUAAAGCGAUGGCUACAUGACCAAGGAUUACUACAUUUGGGUGGACAAUUGUUUCAUGUGCGUUGUAGCGCGCACAUAUUGAAUUUAGUUGUUCAGGAUGGUUUGAAGGUGAUUGGUAGUCUUAUUUCAAAAAUCCGAGAAAGUGUGAGAUAUUUAGGGAGGUCUCCUUAUGGAAAACAAAAAUUUGAUGUUGCAGUGAAUCAUGUUAAGUUACAUCAUAAAAAGAAAGUCCCCAUGGAUGUUCCUACCAGAUGGAACUCCACUUAUUCAAUGCUUGAAGCUGCAUUAGAUUUGAAAAGUGCAUUCCACCGCUUAGGGCAAAUUGACAAACAAUAUAAGCACAAUCCUUCUGAGGAUGAGUGGAAUGUAGCAAAUGUGAUUUGUGGGUGCUUGAAGAUUUUUUUUGAUGCUACAUCUCACUUUAGUGGUACCACUUUUCCGACUUCAAAUGUGUUUUUUCCCGAUAUUUGUCUUAUUCAACUUGAAAUGAAAAAAUGGGAGCAAAGUGAGUAUGAUUGCAUUCAAUUGAUGGCCGGUCCAAUGAGAGUGAAAUUUCAAAAAUAUUGGGAAGAAUGUUCUUUGGUGUUAGCAAUUGCAGUGGUUCUCGAUCCGAGAUUUAAAAUGGACUUGGUGGAAUACUACUUUGGGCUUAUUUCUAGUGUUGAUGCUAAUAAGCAUAUUCAGAGGGUCCGUAAUGGUUUUGUUGAUCUUUUUUUAUGA
Molecule: messenger RNA, 765 nt
Organism: Camellia sinensis
Lineage: Eukaryota; Viridiplantae; Streptophyta; Magnoliopsida; Ericales; Theaceae
Source: RefSeq, a predicted model, not a curated record